This is a messenger RNA of Fusarium sp. VM40, 1134 nucleotides long. The record is from the annotation of a GenBank genome assembly. NCBI's taxonomy places the organism in Eukaryota, Fungi, Ascomycota, Sordariomycetes, Hypocreales, Nectriaceae.
AUGCCGGAUCUCAACUCCGUUCCUCCCUCACCACAUCCUCUGGCUUCUCGUCGCCAGUCUACGAACCAGAUGGCUACUCCGCCGGCUCCCACCUCGCCGUCUCUCAACAUCCUCCCUUCGAACCAGAAUACUGUCAACCACUCGCAUUCGCCUUCUCUUCCGUCGCCGGUGCUGACAGCUUCGCAACCACCGUCUCAUGUUGCGGGUAUUCCGGGCGAGCCUGGUGUUGGGCCAGGACCUGGCCCGAUAAGACACCCCCGUCCGUUGACCGCCGCCGAACUUCAUCUUGAGCUUGAGAAGGAACAAGAAGCUGUGGUCAACCGUUUGACUCGCGAGCUUUCCCUUCUUCGAGCCGCUCAGAACGCCUCUGUCGUUUCCAACACAUCCUCCACUUCUGCUGCCAACUCGUCCCAUGAAGUCCCCGAACAGUCCCUGCUAUCAGGCUCCGGCUUUUCCAUCCCCACCGCCCGACAUCAUCGGACCUCGUCGACCACAUCUCAAGGCAUUGGCAACCAGCAGUUGUCAUCGUCGUACGAAGCACGAAUCCAUGCCCCUCGUCCCUCACAAGCGAUUCCCCUUUCACGGCAGGAUAGUGCCGCCUCUCGAAGGAGUCUUACAAGCUCUCCCGGACCGCAGCACAGCAGCCUUGACCCAUCGAGCUACUUCCAGCACCAGCGAAUCCCCCCGCCUACGUCGAUCCCACCAAGUUCAGUUGGUGCAACCCCAGGUAGUCUUAGUGAGCAGCUCAGUCCCGGCAUCAUGCCAGCAACUAUGCGGUAUGAGGAGACAGUGUUCUACAGAAACGAGCUGGAAACCGCCAAACGCGAGAACGAUGCAUUGAAGCGAAAGAUCCGGGAAUUAGAGAGACAGGUGCGACAGCGAAGGACCAGCGAUGCAGGCCGCCCCAGGAGUGGAAGUGCAAGCACCACCACCAGUGUCAGCGUCACUCCAGCCGGAGGAGCCAGCAUAGCAGGACCACGAGAGGCAAGCCUCAUCCGACCAGGCGGCGAGCGAGAGAGAGGCAUGACGACACAAAGCAUUGCUAGUGUAGCUAGUGUCGGCGUCGGGGUACCUGAGGAGGAGCUCAAGGUUGGCGAGAGUGCUGCCAGUGCCGGGGUCGCACCCACACAAUGA